Messenger RNA from Rhopilema esculentum, 1174 nucleotides. RefSeq names its product DDRGK domain-containing protein 1. Gene Ontology annotation, molecular function: ubiquitin-like protein ligase binding. NCBI's taxonomy places the organism in Eukaryota, Metazoa, Cnidaria, Scyphozoa, Rhizostomeae, Rhizostomatidae. The record is from RefSeq and is a predicted model, not a curated record.
UCUCGUUGAUUUUUUUACGUCACAGGGGCCUAAUUUUGUUGUCGAGUGUUUUUAAAAUUUGGUAACGAUAGUUGUUUUGUAAAUAUUGAGGAUAAUUAUAAGAAAACUUAGCUAUGUCUGAUAAAAAUGAUGAAUGGUCAGGUGGAGGUGGGAAGAAAUUGGUGGAUAAUACAGCUACUGCUGCUAUGAUAUGGCUAUGUCUGUCGGCAGCGAUUGGCCUACUUCUCCUAGCAUUGUACUGGUUAAACAACAAGAGCAAAAAAAAGACCACCAGAACAACCAUAAUUGCUGGCACUCAGGCAGAGACAGGAGCAAUGCGUGCCCAGACUGCAGGGGGUGUGCGAAGAAGACCAAGGACUGGCAGACAAAGAAUGAUGGCAAGACGCCCUGAUUAUGACUUUGAUGAGGAGGAUGAGGAAGACACCAUCCUGAAUGAUUCUGAUGGUGAAAUGCCCGUUGAUGGUACUCAAGUACCUUGGCAGGAUGACGAGCCAGCAGCCAAGAUAGGUACAAAGAAACUCAAGAAAUUGCAAGAAAAAGCAUUCAAAAAGGAGCAAAGAGAGCUUGAACAAAAAGAUAGAGAGGAAAGAAAGAAACAAGAAGAGCUAAGACGAAAAGAAUUAGAGGAGGAAGAUGAAAAGCAAAAAGAACUGGAGGAAAAACAGAAAGAAGAAGAAAGACUUUUGAAAGAAGAGCAAGAGAGGAAGGAGCAUGAAGAAUAUCUUCUCUUGAAGCAAGCAUUUACUGUAGAAGAAGAGGGUGAAUCUGGCGUAUUAUCUGAGCAAGAGUCCCAAGCACUUCUUCAAGAGUUCAUCGAUUUUAUCAAGGAAAAGAAAGUAGUAAUGCUUGAAGAGCUGGCUGCACAAUUUGAUUUAAGAGUUCAAGAGGCAAUUAAGAGAGUAGAUGAUCUGCUAGAGCUUGGCAGGUUGACAGGCGUUAUGGAUGACAGGGGCAAAUUCAUAUACAUUUCGCAACAAGAGUUGGAAGAUGUGGCCAGAUACGUGAAGCAAAGAGGAAGAGUUGCAAUUACAGAACUUGCGGAAGCCAGUAGUACGCUUAUUAGUUUACAGCGAGAAAAGACCAAUAAUGAACCAAGCACCCAGCCUAUUGAAGUAUCAUAGUUGAUGCCUUCAUUAAUUGUGUUAUGAUAUUGAUGCACGUUCUUUGUGUUGUA